AUGGAAAGUAAUAUAAUUAGAUGGUUAAAUAAUAGCAAAGAUUCUAUUUUGGAUUCAAUUUUAAUAGUUUCAGGAAAUGGUUUUUUUAUUUCCAAAUUAAAUUUGAUGGAAUUUGCAUCCUCAAAAAGAUCAUAUUUAAAAAAAUUUAGAAAGGGUUUAACUAAAGAUCAAAGUGAAUUGUUAAAAAGCCAAAUCUUAAAUGUUUUACCAAGUUAUUAUAUAAAUAAUACUAGUGCUAAUGACAAUGAAAUAAUGUAUAGUUAUAACAAUGGAAAAGAAAAUAACCUUAGAUUUGAAAGUUCAAUAAGACAAAUAAUUGAUAAUAAUUUGGUAUUAAAUAGAAACCAUUUUGUAAAGGUUAAUAUUAGCAACAACACCAACAACAACAACAAUAAUAAUAAUAGCAACAAUAAUAAUGAUAACAAUUAUGUUAAUUCUAUUAACAAUAAUAACUAUAUUCCAACAGGAGAUCAAGUUUCAAUUGACAUUAAUAAACUUCAAAAGAUUCAAAAAGAGUGUUCUGAAUCGUCAAGUAAUGGUCCUUGUAUAGUAAAGAAUAAUGGUAUAAAUGAAAUUUCAGUUAUUGAAUUGGUACCAGAUAGUGCUAAGAAUUAUUUCAAUAAAAACAUUCCCUUGGAGAUUUCAAAGUUAAUGGACCCACAAGAGUAUUAUAUGUUUAUUUCAAAACUAAACCAAAUCUAUUCCGGAGAUAUUUUUAUUUUAGUGUAUAUUAUAAUUUAUUUACUUUCAAUAGGAUGUGUUGGUUUAGUUGCAUUUACUUCAAGUAGAGGAGAUGAUGUUAUAAUUGCAUGUAUCAUUUUCUCAGUCAUUACCGUAUGUUUCUUUAUAUUUUACUUUAUUUAUUGCCUCUAUCUCAAAUACAUUCCAUUAACAAGGGCUGUUCAUCAUAAGAAUUUAAAAUUAAUUAAACAAAACUCAAGACUAGAAUUUUCAUUGGUAUAUAAACAAGUUAAAUUUCCACAAACUCGUGAUACAAUGACCCUUCAAAUUUUAAUUUUAAAUAAUGAUAAAGCAGCCACUAACAACGACCAAAAAGAAAUUGAAAAGGAUAAUUUAAGAGAUGAUAUCAUUAAUGAAACAAUUAAUAACAAUCUCAAUAAAUUAAAUCAAAUAGAUAAUGUUUAA
Messenger RNA from Dictyostelium purpureum, 1146 nucleotides. RefSeq lists its product as uncharacterized. The transcript is spliced from 3 exons. The record is from RefSeq and is a predicted model, not a curated record. Bases 1 to 1146 code for a protein of 381 amino acids. NCBI's taxonomy places the organism in Eukaryota, Evosea, Eumycetozoa, Dictyosteliales, Dictyosteliaceae.